CGGUGCGCGUUCACUCCCUGUGCCCUUUGCGACCCGAUUCCAGUCUUCUCUAUCGGAGUCCGCGUAUUCCUGACUGAACUGCCGUAAUUGGAAUUCUGGGCGGCCAUGGAUGACGAUGAUGCCGACUACAUGCAAGGAAGCGAUGAUGAAGACUACGGCUUCGACUACUCUGACGGUGACGACGCAGAAGAUUCAGGAAGUGCCGAUGUUGAAAAUAUGUAUUACAAGGCGAAGUCCAAGAAGGACGACAAUCCGGAGGAAGCUUUGAAAGAUUUCAAGGCGAUAGUUGACCAGGAGACUGAGAAGGGCGAUUGGGGUUUUAAAGCAUUGAAACAAUCCACCAAGCUAUUGUUCCUGGUCCUCAAGCGUCCGCAUGAUGCACUCAAGACGUAUACUCAGCUUUUGACUUACACGAAAUCUGCGGUGACGCGAAAUUACUCGGAGAAAUCCAUCAAUGGUAUCCUGGACUACGUUGGCGGUGGCAAAGGCGGACAAGUCGAUGUCGAUGUUUUGGAGCAAUUCUAUCAAGUCACGAAAGUGUCUUUGGAAGAUGCUAAGAAUGACCGACUUUCCGCCAAGACUAAUCUGAAGCUUGCGAAGCUGUGGCUAGACCGCAAAGAAUUCACUCGCCUUUCCAAGAUCAUCCGUGACCUCCACCGUGCUACUGAGCAAGAUGGGGAGAAUGACGAAACCCAAUCUCAGCACGGCACACAGCUUCUCGAAAUCUAUGCCCUCGAGAUUCAGAUGUACAACGAGAUGAGGAACUUCAAGAAGCUCAAGGAAAUCUAUAACGCAACUAAUGCUGUCCGCUCUGCCAUUCCACAUCCUCGAAUCAUGGGUGUCAUCAAGGAGUGUGGCGGCAAGAUGUGGAUGGGAGAACGCCAAUGGAAUCGCGCCUCUGAAGAUUUCUUUGAAUCCUUCCGCAACUACGAUGAAGCUGGGUCCCCUCAACGCAUUCAAGUCUUGAAGUAUCUCGUUCUCGCGAACAUGUUGACCGGAAGUGAGGUCAAUCCGUUCGACAGUCAAGAAACCAAACCAUACAAGACGGACCCACAAAUUAAAGCCAUGACCGAUCUCGUUGACGCAUAUCAACGUCGGGAAGUUCAUUCCGCCGAGAAGAUUCUCAAAGACAACCGUUCGACAAUCAUGGACGACGCUUUCAUUCGGGCAUACAUCGGCGAACUGCUUCGCAGUCUCAGAACCCAGUACCUGAUCGACUUGAUCAAACCUUACACUAGACUGGAGCUUUCCUUCCUAGCCAAGCAACUGAAUGUUGAUAUCACCGAGGUCGAGGAGUUGCUCAUCGGUCUGAUUCUGGAAGGUAAGGUGGAGGGAAGAAUCGAUCAGGUCGGAAUGCGACUGGAGCUAGAUCGUAAGCAGAGCCUGGAGAAGAAACGCUACGCCGCUUUGAAUAAGUGGACGGAGGCUCUGGAGAAUGUGCACACGGCUGUGGUCGGGAAGACAGCGCCCAGCUCACGCUCAGUGAUGAGUGGCAUCACGGGCGGCGACUUGAGUGAAUUUGUUCCUCGAGACGAUAGGUGGAUGUUAUGAAUGUGCAUGCAUUGUCUGUCAACUGCCUUGCGCAUGAAUCUACUCGAACUGUGUAUUUUAUA
Mycena citricolor is the source of this 1613-nucleotide messenger RNA. Lineage: Eukaryota; Fungi; Basidiomycota; Agaricomycetes; Agaricales; Mycenaceae. The record is from the annotation of a GenBank genome assembly.